UGUGCAGGACGUGUUGCCUGCCCUGCCCAAUCCUGAUGACUAUUUCCUUCUGCGCUGGCUCCGAGCUCGGAAUUUUGACCUGCAGAAAUCAGAGGCCAUGCUCCGCAAGUACAUGGAGUUCCGGAAGUUCAUGGACAUUGAUCACAUCCUUGAUUGGCAGCCCCCAGAGGUAAUCCAGAAGUACAUGCCUGGAGGUCUGUGUGGUUAUGACCGGGAUGGCUGCCCCGUGUGGUAUGACAUCAUUGGGCCACUUGACCCAAAGGGCUUGCUCUUCUCCGUCACCAAGCAGGACCUGCUUAAGACCAAGAUGAGGGACUGUGAGCGCAUCCUGCAUGAGUGUGACCUGCAGACAGAGCGGUUGGGGAAGAAGAUUGAGACUAUUGUGAUGAUAUUUGACUGUGAGGGCCUGGGACUGAAGCACUUCUGGAAACCUCUGGUGGAAGUGUACCAAGAGUUCUUUGGCCUCCUUGAAGAGAAUUACCCGGAGACCCUGAAGUUCAUGCUCAUUGUGAAAGCCACCAAACUGUUCCCUGUGGGCUACAACCUCAUGAAGCCCUUCCUGAGUGAAGACACUCGCAGAAAAAUUAUAGUAUUGGGAAACAACUGGAAGGAAGGUUUGCUGAAACUCAUCAGUCCCGAGGAACUGCCUGUUCAGUUUGGGGGGACACUGACUGACCCAGAUGGGAACCCCAAAUGUUUAACUAAGAUAAACUAUGGUGGAGAGAUCCCCAAAUCCAUGUAUGUGCGGGACCAAGUGAAGACUCAGUAUGAGCACUCAGUGCAGAUCAACCGUGGCUCCUCACACCAGGUGGAAUAUGAGAUUCUGUUCCCAGGCUGUGUCCUCAGGUGGCAGUUCUCAUCGGAUGGUGCAGACAUUGGUUUUGGGGUUUUCCUGAAGACCAAGAUGGGGGAGCGACAGCGGGCUGGUGAGAUGACAGAAGUGCUGUCCAGCCAGCGCUACAAUGCCCACAUGGUGCCUGAGGAUGGGAGCCUCACCUGCUCAGAAGCUGGUGUCUAUGUCCUGCGGUUUGACAACACCUAUAGCUUUGUCCAUGCCAAGAAGGUCAGCUUCACAGUGGAGGUGCUGCUCCCAGAUGAGGGAAUGCAGAAGUAUGACAAGGAGCUCACCCCUGUCUAGGCAGCUCCUUCACUUCUCAGAGACCCCUAGCCCUCUCAUUUCUCUAUCUAUAUCCCACCCCCUCAGAAAUUGAUCAUUACUUCUCUUGACACUGUGAGAUUAGUGAGUAGAGAAAGAAAUGCCUUGGGGAAGACUUAUAUGCUGUGGUUAGAUCAGGAAAGUUAUGAGAGGCACAAUUUUAGAGGAUGCCAAGAUUGUAAAGAGGGAGAAACAAGGCAAAAGCAAGAGGAAAAUGUCACUGAAACCCAAGAAAUAGGAAAAUGAAUCCUUAGCUUUUGUCCUUACUUCUUCUAUGGC
Hyaena hyaena (striped hyena) is the source of this 1435-nucleotide messenger RNA. Its product is annotated as SEC14-like protein 3. NCBI's taxonomy places the organism in Eukaryota, Metazoa, Chordata, Mammalia, Carnivora, Hyaenidae. The transcript is spliced from 11 exons. The record is from RefSeq and is a predicted model, not a curated record. Gene Ontology annotation, cellular component: nuclear speck; cytoplasm. The coding region runs from base 98 to 1138 and encodes 346 amino acids.